UCCACUUUCAAGGCCCCAAUUAGCUCUAAUGCUGCUCAAUUCUCUCCUACUCCGUCUCACGGCUACCAGCUGCCAUCUCCGCUAUCCUCAGUCCUUUCUCCCUCAGAAAGUUAUCACUCGCCUUCAGGCAUUGGCUUCAUUGGAAAACCGGCUCCACUACCGGUUUCGUCGAAUAUCCUCACCUCCAACAAAAGUUCCCGAGCCGCCGCCACCUUGCCGCUCCGGUCGUGUGAUCUGUCGAUGGGUGACCGACCAAAUAGGCCCAUUAGAAAUCACUGCACUCGUGACCAUAAUCACAGACGUGGCCGUCCUUCUUCCUCUAGUUCCCCUCUAGCAUUACCAUUACUUCCCUUCGACUCACCUUCCGCCUUCAGAGCCGCCUCAGCCUCCUUGCCCUGUCCCGUCCAUGUCCCCUGCCGGGCUAUGACGGCCGGCCUAGUUGGUGUGGACAGUCUGCUACCUGUCCUUCUUGCCACCACCAACACGGCCGAAGAGAACGCUGCAGAACUCGCCGAAGCCUCUGCUGAAACCGUACGUACCACUCGGACUGCGAGACUUUCUCAAGGAGGCGCCGUUUGGCCGUCUACUGCGAUUUCGACCCAUUCAGAAACCAUGGGAACUGGAUAUGUGGCUACGGGUGGUCAUGUGGGAGGAACAAGCAUCAAUCCAGUUCAUAACAGCCCUUUUCGGCUUUUUAUGAACAGUGCCUAUGCUGAGACUAACAAGCACAAUGUAACCGAAAAGUUUGCACAGGCAAGUGGGGCCGUUGCGGUUUUUUCCGAUUGCUUGAAUUUUCCCUCAAUGAUCUGA
Molecule: messenger RNA, 810 nt
Organism: Protopolystoma xenopodis
Lineage: Eukaryota; Metazoa; Platyhelminthes; Monogenea; Polystomatidea; Polystomatidae
Source: the annotation of a GenBank genome assembly